ACAACGCGAUAGUUAAAACUUUCUCACAAAGUUUGACUGACGGAAUGUUGCUCCGAUGAUAAACCUACGAGGACGUCGCAAGUUAUGCGCGUUUCUCUUCGAAGAGCGGCGAAGUUUACCGCUAUUGUAAUAGUUGUGAUAUUUACCAACUUUUUGAUAUCAUAUGAAGUAUCACAGAAACUUGAGGAUCGGCGGAGCGAAAGGGGGGACACCGAGGAGAGGGUCAACAAUGGCCGCUCAGAGGUGCAUGUUGACACUGCUUUGGGAGAACCUGUUGAUAUCAGACAAAAGGACAAAAAAAACAAUUUAGGACGGAACAGAGACUCAGAAUUACGGAGAAUGAUGUCAGCGAAGGAAAAGCAUAAUUUGACCACUGUUGAAUCUUCAAACAAUGUGCAGACUACUUCUAGGAUUAAUGGGCUGGACCAAAAAAAAAGUGUCAGCAGUGGUGAUAAAAAUAGGAAAACGGAAUUGUCAGAUAUAUUUAUUAGUGUGAAAACUACUCAAAAAAAUCAUAAGAGUAGACUGCGUAUUCUUUUAGACACUUGGAUUCUUCUUGCACGGGAUCAGACUCAUAUAUUUACAGAUGCGGAUGAUCCAGAAAUUAGUCAUGAUAAAGGUGUACACAUCGUCAACACAAAUUGUUUACCAACACAUUCACGGCAAGCACUGUGUUGUAAAAUGGCCAUAGAAUAUGAUUCAUUUCUUGAGAGUAAGAAAAGAUGGUUUUGUCAUGUUGAUGAUGAUACAUAUGUAAAUAUACCACAACUAGUAAAAUUAGUAAAGAAAUAUAAUCAUACCCAAGAUUGGUAUCUCGGUAAACCUAGUUUAGCUAGACCUAUAGAGAUUAUGGAUAGAAAACACAAAGGGCAAAAGAUAGCUUUCUGGUUUGCAACGGGUGGUGCUGGAUUUUGUAUCAGUAGAAGUUUAGCAUUAAAAAUGAUGCCACAUGCAAGUGGUGGUAGAUUUAUGACUGUAGGUGAAACUAUUCGUCUACCAGAUGAUUGUACAAUAGGAUAUAUAAUUAGUCAUUUAUUGAAGAAGGAGCUAACCAUUGUUACAGAAUUUCAUUCACACUUGGAAUCACUAAAAAUUGUUAAAAAUAAGGAUAUGAGAAAUCAGAUAACUUAUAGUUAUAAUAAAGCUAAUGUUGUACAUGUUUCUGGAUUUUCUGACGAGAAUGAUCCAUCCAGGAUUCGAUCUCUUCAUUGUUUCCUUUUCCCAACUUUUCAUGAAUGCAAAGAUGUUGAUUCCAAUUCCUGACAUCAUGACAAACAGCCAUGGCUGACUGAAUGAAUUGAUGAUCUCUUCCAUUAAAUUCCUGCUUUGUAUACGCUUGAUGACCAUCUCCAAUACAUCUAGAUACUUCCUGUAUUUGAGUUGUACUUGGAUGCCUAGAUGUUAAUUCAAUUUCUUUACAUACAGAGCCAAUCAAUUGAUGCAGUACCUAGCGAUAAUGCUGAACUAAGGGUAGUACUGAUUGGUUACAGGCUGUUAUUAUACCAAGCUGUCGUAUGAAUGAUAUAUGUGCUGAAAUACAUUAUUAAUUUUAAAAACUCUUAAAACAAAUAUUGAUAUAGAAAGAUAAAGUUUACUGCUACCUGAUAGCCCAAUGGGAUUAUUUCGUCACUUUUGUCCAUGGUUCUUCCAUCGGUCGUAAGCAGUUUUGAUUUUCAUCUUCUUCUUCUGAACCACUGUUUGAUUUCAACCAAAUUCAUAUAUAGAUAGUUUUCGUGUCCAAGUCUGUUGUAACAUAUAAUUGAAUCGUGGUUAGCUUACAGUGUAAAAUUAUGCUGUGUACAGUUACUAUGUAAUUUCUGUUAUUUAGUUAGAAAUGGAAUUGUUUUUUGCAUAGAGUUCAUUUUAUAGUAUUAACAUUUAAUUUAAAGAUACGUUCCCAGAAAAGUAUUUAUCGGGUGGUUAUUUCCAAUAAAAGUAUGGCAAUUUUGGUAUACAUGGAAAGUAGAAAUAUCCAAUUUUACUAGAAAAAUACUGGAUUCCCUGAAAAACACUCAUGGAGCGCAUACAGGACAAAAACGUAAGGGUUUCCCAAAUCGGCAGCCUGACGAUUAUGAAUGUCUGCUCGCGUGACGUCAAAGGUUGCACUCGGAGAUUAAGCGCUUGAUGUACAUGUUGAUAAACAUUAUGAAAAGUUAGACGUAAAAAACAUGGAAAAAGACAUGGGCAGUGGAUAAUCCGAGAAUUUAAUUAGGCUUUGAUAUUUAUGAUAAAUGGAUAGUGAUUACGGACAACAUUAUCUUGUGAAUGCAAUGAAUUCUCCUCUGACUUUUAAUAGAUUUGUUAUAGCAGAGGUAUUCCCUCGCAUAAACAGUGUUUUGCGAAGGAUUAAAAGCAAAAUAUUGAUAGAUUAAUUAGUUUGAAUAUGUUUUUAGUCCAAAUACAUCAUCAAAUCACCCAGUUUGUACACAGGAACGUAUCUUUAAGAAAAUACAAACCUAUAUAUUUUGUAAAUCACUAGUCAGUUAUCUUAAUUUAUUAACUUUUAUCUGUCGUCACUGUGACGUUAUUGUUAAGUACCUGUCUGCUCUACAAAUGCUGUCAUUUUGGUUUUCUGAAUGCAGCAUUCCUAGCGUAAUGAGAGUUACUUUCCUUAUAAGUAGAUGACUUUCUUUUGUUCACUUUCUGUUUUUCAUUUGACAGUUAAAAAUGGUACUGUUUCUUCUUGAAAAAUUAUGGUAAAAUGAUGGUAUGUCUAUACGAAAAUGUUCUGCUAAUGACAUAUUACCGUCCAUAUUGAAUAACAGGGAUUCAGAUUUUAUCAGUGGUGUUUAUUUUGAUAGUUUUGUGUUAGAAGAACAUGACAGAAGUAGGUUUAAACAUACAUUAUGCAAGAGCUAAAUCUGUGUAUUGCAAGUCUUUAUUUAGGCUUCAGAUGUUAUAGAAAUUAUUAAUUAGACCUUUAUUUACACGACAAGCUCAAAAUCAACUCUGUAGACCCAUGGAUGUCUUGGAUACAGUUUGGAUUUAAACAGUCGUUCAUUUAAAAUUAAAUCAAUAAAUGGCGAAGCAAGCUAACAUUUACUGUUAGUCGCUGAUGUCACUACCGGAAACUGGUCUGCCAAGUGAGGCUACCAUAGCCAUUGAGCAUGUUACUUGAUAAUCAAGAAUAUGUGGGUGGAGUUAUCGUCUGUCAAUCAAACGAUCGUCAAUUCUCAUUAAAUCAAUAAAUGGCGGAGCAAGCUAACGUUUACCGUUAGUCGCUGAUGUCACUACCGGAAACUGGUAAUGAAAGGCCUGUCAAGCAAGGCUACCAUAGCCAUUGAGCACGUUACUUGAAAAUCGAGAAUAUGUGGGUGGAGUUAUCGUCUGUCAAUCAAACGAUCGUCAAUUCUCAUAGACGGUGCAGACACAAUUGAUGCCUAUUUCUAGUCCAAACUUCCAACAGUGACAAUUCCCUUCAGAACAAAGUAAUUUGACUGAAAUUUUCAAUGUUUUCUUUUUUUAUCAUCUAUUUUUGAUUUAUUAUAGCAAGAAUGGCUAUCUCUUUAUAAAACUCUUAACUAAUGUAUCUUUAAUCAACAAAUUAUUUGAUAUAAUUAGUCUUAAGUGAUUCAAGAUGAAUGUUUAUUAGUUCACAAAAUAACAUUAAAUCUGGACCAUUUCAUCCAUAUAUACUAUUCAAAAAAAGUAGGGGAUAUUUGAUUUUAGGGGCAUAAUACUAAAAUAUGCAAAUGACUACGAAAAAAGUCACUAUAGAACCUAACAGAAGAAACAUUUCCAGUUACAUGUGACGCCUAAACGCACCAAUAGCUACCGCAUGGAAUGCAGGUGAUGCUUGGGAUCAUCAUGGGGGUCCAACCCAAGAUUUGCACGACUCUGACUUUGAAUGUUACAGUCAUUGUGGCAUUGAAUUCCAGGGUGGAAACAUCAGUUUAAUUGUUUUAGUGACCAGAAAACAAAUUUUGAUAUGCGUCGGCUUACCCAAAAUGAAAGGUUACGUGCCCUUGGCAUGCUACAGAUCGGCACAACACAGGUGGUUGUGGCGCGGACGAUGAAUGUUUCUCAGUCUGUCAUAAGCAGGCUAUGGUCCAGAUACCGUGAUACACAAUCUGUACAGGACAGACCACGCUCAGGUCGACCAAGGGCGACAAUUCAAGCCCAGGAUCGAUUUAUCCGUACCUUGGCCUUGAGAAAUCGUGUCAUCACAGCAAAUCAGAUCAGCGCUCGUCUUCAAACAGACACUGGUGUGAGAGUGAGUGGCCAGACGAUUCGGAAUCGACUGCAUAGGGGUCACCUUCGCGCCCGACGUCCUCGCGUGAUCCAUGGCAGUCCAUGUUGUGCCGUUCGCACGACGUCAUGGCCGCCGUUUCAUCUUCCAGGAUGACAACGCAAGAUGUCACAGGGCCAGGAUCGUUACACGUUACCUCCAACAACAGAACAUCACCACAUUACCUUGGCCAGCACUGAGUCCCGACCUCUCCCCCAUCGAGCAUGUCUGGGACAUGCUUGGACAGAGGUUACGUCAACGUCAACAACGUCCUGCCAAUGUCCAAGAACUUGCUGCUGCGUUGCAACAGGAAUGGGACAAUCUGGACCAAAAUGACCUUAGACGUCUCAUUAGGAGUAUGCCACGUCGGAUCAAUGCUUGUUUGGCAAACAGAGGAGGAUUUACCCGUUACUGACUUGGUUGUGAUGCUGUGGUAACUUUGCUGUUUGACCCCGGGUAUCAUUUUACCCUUAUAAUGGUCAGUCUGUGCCUUACUUAGUCUAACGAUCAUUUGGAAUAAAUCGAUGAAUGUGAACUUCAUUUCAUUUUGUCAUUUGUUUCUUCGUCAGUUUCAUUAGGUGACUUUAAUAACACUUAAAAAUCAAAUAUCCCCUACUUUUUUUGAAUAGUAUAUAUUGCUCUUUUAUAUACUAUUUAACCACAGGGCGGUUAAUUCCUUUGGGCAUGGUUUUUGUUCUUAAUUUUAAAGGUGGUUUGUUUAAAAUGUGAAUAUGAAUUUAGGUAUUGAGGAUUUAUUUUGAUAUAUUGAAUCAGGGACUGUUGUUGGGUGGUUUGGUGAUGUAAAAGUGGAAUCUCAGCUUUAUUUUAUUAAUUAUUAAUAUUUUAAGGGGAGUAAGCCACAGUUGAUUUUAUUUGCCAUGUUAUAAUAUUAGAAAUAUAUCCUAAUCAUGAAUGAAUUGCAUUACAUAAAUCGUUAAUUAUUAUUGUUGGUUGUUCAGUGAAGUAAUGGAUAUGCCUAACAGUUUUUGAAAUGUAAAAGACAUGUUCCUAGUAAAGUUAGCAAAAUAGACUGUAAUUUUGUAAACAAGGCUAAUCCUGAAAUUAAAAAUAACUAUUUUCUCUCGAACCACAUAUCCACAUUUGGUGGUAAUGAUUUUAUUUCUUGUAAUUUUAUUAAUUCAGAUCAGCUUUUCAAUUUAGCCUACAGUGGGUCACAAUAAGUCAGUGUUCGUGAAAUCAUUAGUACACAAUUAUAAAUGUACAUGGUAAAACAGUUGUAACAAGCUUUAACUAAAUGUACAUGGUGAAACAGUUGUUACCAGUUUUGGCUAAAUGUACAUGGUGAAACAGUUGUAACCAGCUUUAACUAAAUGUACAUGGUGAAACAGUUGUUACGAGUUAUGGCUAAAUGUACAUGGUGAAACAGUUGUAACCAGCUUUAGCUAAAUGUACAUGAUGAAAUUAUUGUAACCAGCUUUUGGCUAAAUGUAAAUGAGAUACAUCUAUCAUGAAUUCAAAUUUCGUAUUGAAAGACCAUUAAAUUAGUAUGGAAAAUAUUCAUUUAUCUUAAAAGUUGGUAUAACAUUACCCAAUAAAAUUAAUUUUGAUAAAAAAUAUGGUUGAAAAUUUCCAAAACAAAGAAAGCAUGACUCAGUACAAACCUAAAACUGCAAAUGUUGUGUACUUCUGAAAUUAUUGUCAGUGGUUAGUUUUGGAGAAAUAAAGAUAACGUCAUUUCUUUUAUGACAAAUAUGCUGAAAACUCAAAAUCGAUAAAAAAAAAAAUGUCAUUAUCUCAUUUAGCUAAAGCUUGUAAGUUUGGACACCAUAAGGUGUCUAAAUGAAUGCCUAAAAAUAUGGUAAGUAAAUUGAUGUAUGAUUGAUAUUGUACAAGUUCGUAAAAGUUUUAUGGAAGAAAUUUAUUAAACGGAUAAGAAAAAAAACAUUCCACAAACAUAUCCCAUUUCAUUGCAAAAAAUAUUCUGCUGAAUGUUAUCAUCACCAUGCUUACUUAUUGUUAUUUUUGUAAAUUGUUUAAAAUAUCACUUUGUUAUAUUUGUUUUAAAUCAAUCAGUAUUGUUAAUUUUAAUAAUUAUGUUGAUAAGAAAAUGGGACCAAAUAUUUUUUUCUGUUUGAUUGGUUAAACUUCUUAAACACUCCUAUAACAUGUUCAAAUUUUAAUUUUGUGUACAAUCUAUUCUUUUUUCUGAACUCCCAGAAUAGAAUUGUUUUUGAGAUGUUUAAAAUAAUGGUAUGUUCUAAUACCUGUGGACCUAAACUAAAUGAUCUCAUUAUUUCAGGCCAAGAAACAAACAAGACAAUAAAAUAUAUCUAAUAUGUGAAUCUUGAAUGCAUAAUUUUGUAAAUUAUAUUUAUAGGAAAACUUAAAUCUUAGAUUCAUAUAGAUUAUUUUAUGGAUAAUACAGUACAUCUUUUAGAUGUGAGUUAUUUUAGACUUUAGGCUAUAUUGUUAAUAUUUUAUAUGAUAAUAAUCAUAAUAUAAUUAUAGUGCUUCUAGCCUUUUAUUGAUGAUUACCAUAAAUGCAUUUGUGUAUUCAAAGUUAAUGAAACAACAAUAUGACUAGUCCCUACAUGACAAAGAAAAAUGUUUUUUAAUGGUUGUUUUAGUGUUUUAUUAUAUAAAUGUGUUGAUGAAACAUGCUCAUUUUACAGUAAGAAUCUUAAUACUAUAGAUUAGAUAUAUUGUUAAAUAAAUGUUUUGGUUAAAUGGCUCAGUGGAGAGUUUCCCAAUAAUGUUGGUUUGUUAUUCUGUGAGUUUGUCCAGGGCAUAUCUCCCACAUUGCUGCUCAAUCUUGACCAGACUUGCAGGGUAUGUCAGACCGGUUAUCUAGUUGUGCACCUGGCAUUUUUGGUUGCUAUAUAUAUUAGAACCACUGUUGCCAAUUGGCCACCCAUAUAAGAAAAACUCUUCCUGGUGCAUAUCUUUCACAUAGUACUCCAGCUAUAGUCCUGACGAGAUCAGGGGUCAAAUUGUGCAUUUUUCGCGAAACCAGCAUGUCUUGCACAAAAUGCAUCUCCUGCUACAGGUUUUAUCCAAUGGCCAUCAAACUUUGACAUGGUUUUCUACUGAUCCCGCGUAAUAAUCUUCAAAUGGCAACCCAUCGAACUUAGGUAUAUUUGAGAAGUUUCAAUGGAUUCGAACCAAACUGCUCCGGAAUAUAUUAAAGGAUGAGUGCUAUAACAUUUGUCUGGAGGUCAAAUGUCGAAUUAUUGUGAUUUUCGUGGGAAAUAUGGAUUCCUCAAUUGCUAUAGGGUUUUGUGGCAGGCUAUCUCCGCUGCAGCUGUUUAACCAUUUCAUCCUGUAAACUCAUCAUAUAUAUUUAUUUGUAAAUGUACAAGUACAUAUAUAAUUUGAUAUGAAAUAAGUUGAUAUUGAAUUAGACAUGAUUAUACAUGUUUGAUACUAAUGCUGUUUAAAUUGUCACAUGAACACAGGACACAUGGAUAAAAUCCCAUGCCUGGACUGAAUUUAUUUUAACUAACUUAGUGAUAGUUUUCAUUACGUUUGGAUAUGAUGACUGUACGCUUUGUUAGCAUAUGUUAUAUUGACUGCAAUAUAUUUAGUCCAUCUACCAAUCCAUUACUUCUUUGUAGAUAAUUAUAGAUAUAUGUUUGAGAUUAUAUAGAUAAAAGAUUUCAUUUCUGUACAUUACGGUACAAAAAAGUAUUAUUGUAAAUAUACAAGAACUGAGCAUCUCUUAACAGAACAUUGUUGUUGUAGUGAAGGUGUUCUAUUAGGUCAAUAAAUACAUUGCAAAUGUGUAUAUUAUUAUUAUGAUAAAUAAUCUUGUGCAUGUGAAGACUUGCAAUGAAUAUGAAUAUCUGACUACGCCCUGUAUAAAUAUUUUGAAAAAAAAUGCUAAUUAUAUUUUAAAACUAAAUAAAUAUGUAUUAAAAAUCAA
Patella vulgata (common limpet) is the source of this 8111-nucleotide messenger RNA. RefSeq names its product beta-1,3-N-acetylglucosaminyltransferase radical fringe. Bases 85 to 1263 code for a protein of 392 amino acids. Gene Ontology annotation, cellular component: membrane. Gene Ontology annotation, biological process: regulation of Notch signaling pathway. The transcript is spliced from 10 exons. The record is from RefSeq and is a predicted model, not a curated record. Lineage: Eukaryota; Metazoa; Mollusca; Gastropoda; Patellidae. Gene Ontology annotation, molecular function: O-fucosylpeptide 3-beta-N-acetylglucosaminyltransferase activity.